AUGAAUUUAGUUGACCAGAAAAGAGAGUCACCAGGCACGGUGCAUCUCGUAGACAUCGACGGCGACAUUCACGCAAAGAAACUCAACAUCAACGUCUGCAAUGGCAUCGUACUCACACCCACGCCAAGUGCUGAUCCAAAUGACCCGCUCAAUUGGUCCAAGUCGCGCAAAUGGCUAGCCACUACUUGUGUCUUGUUGUUCACCUGGAGUAUAUGUGUUUCGUCUUCAGCAUGCUAUUCGGUAUUUGUACCCAUAAAUGCCGAGAGCGGCAUCAGCUUCGACAACCUCAACGAAGGUACCGGAUACAUGUACCUGCUUUUUGGCUGGGGUUUGCUCUUCUGGCAGCCCUUGGCUCUCACAUAUGGUCGGAGAGGAGUGUAUCUUAGCUGUUUGCUCGGUACCUGUUUGAUGAAUGUCUGGGCUGGCUACGCAACCACUAACGAGACUUGGAUCGCCACUAGAGUCCUUAUUGGCUUUUUUGGAGCUCCAUCUGAGGCUUUGGCUGAGGUUUCCAUGACGGAUCUUUGGUUCACUCAUCAACGAGGAACAUAUAUUGGUCUUUAUGCAAUGGCUCUCUAUGGCGGGCAGUGGGGAGCGGUUCCUGCUGGUUUCAUAAAUGACACCAUGGGGUGGCCGUGGGUGCUGUUCUUCUGCGCUAUCCUGAAUGGGCUUGCUUUCCUAGUUUGCUUUUUCUUUAUGGAGGAGACUAUGUACCAUCGACAAGUACUUCCAAUUCAACAGAUCAACAACGAGAUCGAGGUUGCAGCCACACCAACCGCGGGCGAAGACAAUAAAUCAGAAAAAGACCAGUCGACAAUCACUCGACAGCUUUCCCAGGCUGUGGUGGAGUCAUAUUUGACCAAGACUUACUGGCAGAAGUUAAUGCCUUUUACACCUCUUAAUGGUCGGCGAAACACCUUCUUGGAGAUGAUGUAUAUGCCCCUUCGAAUGUUCCGGUUCCCCUCUAUCGUCUUUGCUGGAUUCAGCUAUGGCUGCUUCCUUAAUUGGUAUGCCAUGGUCAAUGCAGUAAAUAGUGCAGCUUUUACUGCUCUACCUUAUAACUGGACCGCAGCGAAUGUUGGCCUAUCCUACAUUGCCGAAAUAGUCGGUACGUACUUUGCAGGUUUUAUUGCCGGCAGACUUGCCGACAGACUAAGCAUACGUCUUGCAAAAUCCAAUAACGGUGUCAUGGAACCCGAAUCCAGAUUGUGGAUGUUUGUUUCACUAGCUAUUCUAGCUCCACUCGGACUUAUAAUUUACGGAGUCGGUGCUGCUCAGGGAUGGAACUACUGGGCACUCCUUAUCGGUAUGGUUGCCAUUGGCUUUGUGGGGCCUGCUGCGGGUUCUCUCACCAUUACCUAUGUUGUGGACUCGUUCCAUGAACUUAGUGGUGAGGGUCUCAUUGCAGUUGUUCUCAUUCGGAACACAUUAAACUUCGGUUUCAAUUAUGGCGUGACUCCAUGGGUAGAUUCAAUGGGUAUGCAAAAUUCCUUCAUUACUGCUGGUCUGGUUGCAUUCGUGACCACGCUCGUGUUUGUCCCAUUCAUUAUCUGGGGUAAAAGGAUGCGAAUGUGGGGCGCACCAGCCUACUGGCGUUUGGUUGAAAGGUCAGUCGCGGUCUAA
Messenger RNA from Penicillium angulare, 1623 nucleotides. RefSeq lists its product as uncharacterized. The record is from RefSeq and is a predicted model, not a curated record. Lineage: Eukaryota; Fungi; Ascomycota; Eurotiomycetes; Eurotiales; Aspergillaceae. The transcript is spliced from 4 exons. The coding region runs from base 1 to 1623 and encodes 540 amino acids. Gene Ontology annotation, molecular function: transmembrane transporter activity. Gene Ontology annotation, biological process: transmembrane transport.